GCACUUCCGCUUCUUGUUCCGGGGAUCUAAGAUGACGGAGCCGGAGAUAUUGUUGCGGUACGGUACGAAAGUGCGAAGUUGGAUGCUCCUGGCGGAUUGAAAACGGCCAGCGGAACGCCCCAGAGAGGGCCCGUAGUCUCGUAUCCUAUGCCUCCGCCGUUUGGUUCUACUUCCCCAGCAAUGCACAUGAAGCUUUCAUCUCAACCUGUCAAAGAGGACAUAGUCUCCAUUAGUCUCAGUUAUUAAAUGAAUUCCGUGUCACCCACCUCAGUGCAGUACUUAAGCCAGGAAGAGUUGCACCGUUCAGAUGGAAGGCAGUUUUUUAAUCCCCGAGCCAGCAGCCAGGGAGGGAGCUAUCCAGGGUUUUUCUCCAGAAGUGCCACCUGCAGCCAGUAUAGCGAACCUGAUGAAGUGGACAAGAUCAAGAGCAAGCUCCUCUCUACCUGGAACAAUAUGAAAUAUGGUUGGACUCUCAGAAUCAAAACCAAUUUCAGCAAGCUUUCCCCAAUCCAUCUGUUUGGACGUGUCUAUCACUUUGGAGAACAGGAGGACGUGGAGCACUUCCAGAAAGACUUUGCCUCUCAUAUCUGGCUGACUUACCGUCGAGAUUUUCAGCAGCUCGAAGGCACUGCAUGGACCACUGAUUGUGGCUGGGGCUGUAUGUUGCGCAGUGGGCAGAUGCUGCUUGCUCAAGGUCUCCUUGUCCAUCUUCUUAGCAAAGACUGGAUCUGGUCAGAUGUCCUUAUCACUACCAAUUUGACAGAUAUGCAGCCCGUGAAAGCUGCCUCUCUGCCCUGUCCCAGUGUCUCUCAUCUGCACCAAGCUUCAUCCAUCCCCAUUAAUAGGACCAUAGGCCCCUGGGAGUUGUGGGCUCAUCGGCAUACCUGCAGAUCUGAUGAACUGGAGAAGGAGUAUUAUCACCGUAAGAUUAUUUCAUGGUUUGCAGAUCAGCCACAAGCACCCUUUGGGAUUCACAAACUAGUUGAUCUUGGGCAUAAUUCAGGGAAAAAAGCUGGAGAUUGGUAUGGCCCAUCUGUUACUGCCCACAUCCUCAGGAAAGCAGUGGAUUGCUCUAUAGAAGCAGGCAAUCUGGUAAUAUAUGUAUCUCAGGAUUGCACAGUAUACAAAGGGGAUGUGGCACACCUAGCCAAGAAGAAUAACAGCAGGACUCCAUGGGAUCCUGAGGCAGAAUGGAAAGCAGUCAUUAUCCUAGUGCCCAUGCGAUUGGGUGGAGAGACUUUUAAUCCUGCCUAUGUGGAGUGCAUCAAGGAGCUGUUGAAAUUAGAUUUCUGCAUUGGAAUUAUUGGAGGGAAACCAAAACACUCACUCUACUUUGUUGGAUAUCAAGAUGACUUCCUGUUAUACUUGGAUCCCCAUUACUGCCAGCCUUUUGUGGAUACUACUAAGGAGAAUUUUCCUGUAGAGACUUUCCACUGUAAUUACCCUCGAAAAACAUCAUUCACAAAGUUGGAUCCCAGCUGUACUAUUGGGUUCUAUGUACGUCACAGAAUGGAAUUUGAACAUCUCUGCUUGGACUUAACUCGGAUCCUAAACUAUGCAGCUACCAAAGAAAAAUAUCCCAUGUUCUCGGUUGUGGAGGGCUGCGCUCAAGAAUAUGGUUUGGAAGAGCUGUGUGCCCAUUUUGCCCAGCAAACUGUGCAAGUCCAACGGCAUAGUAAACGGGACAGGAUAAAGAAGCCCUCAGCUGAGGAAUUUGUCAUCUUAUGAUUGCUGGCUAGGCAGACCCACCACCUCAGACUUAUUUAUUAUUUAUAUAGAGAAUGUAGGCUUGAAAUAGACUUGCGUUUCUUAAGUCCAAAAAAGAAAUCUGGGACAAAGCAGUUGUCUCUGCUGCUCUGACCUGUAGUACCUCAGAAGUUCCUUAUGGCAGACACUGCAAAAAAAUUACCUUGGGGUCCCUAAACCCGUACGGGGACCUAUUCUCACUUCUAGGCUACUAACAUAAGGUCAUGACACUGGAAUAAACCUGCUGAAUAUAAAAAAAGGACAUUUAGUACUAAAAUGAUAGUCUUGACCUUUUUUUGAGUACAAAGGAAACAAUCAGAUGAGGAUCAUUAAGGAGACUAGCUUCAGAUUUGUCUUUCCUGGUGACACUGACAGCUGAAAACAAGAACUUUCUUUUCAUCAGUGUUAGACUUGUUUUAUAGGCCUUUAAAAAGAAGAUAAAAAGAAUAGUAAAGUCUCUCUUUAAGUUGCGUUUUCGUACAUAUGGAGGGAAGACCCUAUGUUAAUUCCAGUAAAGGCCGAGGAUUUCUUCAGCCAUUCAUUGAGCAACAGAAUUGGAGAAAACAGGCAUAAAACUGAAGGUCUAUUAAUGUCUUCUUUGGCUUGAAUAAACAAUAUUGUCAUAACAAAAAGAACUGAAGGGCUUGCUCUCCCAUGGAGGGAGAGAAAUAUUUCAAGUGGGAAUCAGGUAAAAUGUAUUUGGUAGACUCAGCCUCUCAGGGCCUUGCACAUUGGUUGGAUAUUCUGUUACAAAAGGCUAUUGGUCAUCAAUGUUUUACUUCAUGCCAGAUAUAUUUCAGUUUUCUCCACCUUCACCCAGUACUAUUUUCAGAGCUCUUUCUCUUCCUCAUGACAUUUUUCCACUUGCAAAUAGAUUAACAAUUUUGGCAGUUGGACAUUUUACAUGCCUUCUGUCUUUUAUAAGUAAUGGCUUUUCUUAAUUUAGGUGUGGGUGCAGGAACAGGAAGUCAGACUUGUCCUGUAACAUGCUGUUGGCACUUUACAAGUUUACUGCAAAGAGAUUCCUCCCUUCAAAGGCACACUCCCUCUUUUAGUCAAUAAAUGUUCUCUCUGAAAAUUUGCAUAUUUGUGUGUGCGUAUUUGGGAACUAAUGCUGUGUGCGUAUUUGGGAACUAAUGCUGUGGUCUUUUCUACAAUAAUUAAUUUGAGAUAGUUAUGCCAUUGAUUCAAGGUAUUCCAUAAAUACACGAGGAACCAGUUCUUUUCCUAUUCCAGAUCCUUCAGAAAUAUCCACAAAAGCAUUUUCUGCACCAGACUGCUUAUAGAAGAAAACAGGUUGUUAACCAUCAUUCUCACUAAAGGAUACUGUAGUUAACAAAUUGCAGCUAGAACCAAUCACUUGUAGAAUGGUGUUUUAUUGUUGAGUUGCUAAGUCAUACCUGAUCCACUGCAACUUUAUGAACUACAGCUCAUCAUGCCCUCGUCCUCCACUGUCUUCCAGAGUCUGCCCAAACCCAUGCACACCACAUCAAUGACAAUUUCAUCCUCUGCCAUCCUCUUCAAUCUUUAUCAACAUCAGAGUCUUUUCCAAUGAGUCCUCUCUUUGGUGGCCAGAAUAUUUGAACUUGAGCUUUAGUGUCAGGUCCCCAAAUCCUUAUUGUUUUCCCUGUAUAUGUAUUGUUUGGGGCCUGCCAUUCUGCUGGGGGGAGGAUUUGCUUUCUAUUUGCUUUUCUACUUUUCCUCUUCUGCCUCUAUCCACUUGAGAAAAGAAUGUGUCUCCCUUAUCAGGGAGAGUUACAGAGAAAUGAAACUGGAGACCUUGAGAUGUGCACCAACUGUGUCAGUUAUCCAGACAUCAUGCCACCUGUGGAUUGGCUGGAUUUCAAAUGGACACUAUGUCUUUGAUGGGAGGAGGAAGAUUGCUGUUUAAGCGGGAUUUUCUCCAGAUCUUGCCUUGACUUCCCUGUCACUAACCCCUAAUAAAAGUUCCUUUUGAGACAA
Molecule: messenger RNA, 3708 nt
Organism: Crotalus tigris (Tiger rattlesnake)
Lineage: Eukaryota; Metazoa; Chordata; Lepidosauria; Squamata; Viperidae
Gene: ATG4D
Product: autophagy related 4D cysteine peptidase
Exons: 11
Coding region: 247-1728 (493 amino acids)
Molecular function (GO): protein-phosphatidylethanolamide deconjugating activity
Source: RefSeq, a predicted model, not a curated record